AUGGAUCCGUCUGCGUCCACGAUACCUCUCUUGGUAUUCCCUUGCAAUACCACAGCCAUCCAUUCGUCGCAGCUGAGGCAGGAUGGAAACUUGGCGAUAGCAGGCCCCAGCAGCAACCCCUCGCCCCACCCUGCAGCAGCCUUGCUGCAUCAGCAACACUUUCCCUACAAGCAGUUGAUGGGUCAGUGGGCUAUCGUAGGCUCAUCACUACCACUCUGGAAAGGCAAGGCCAACGUCAUUUGUCGAUAUACUCCAGAGUCACCUCUGCCAGAUACCGCACCGUUGCCCACUCGAUUGGUCAGAGCGACGCACCCUCCACCUUCUACGCGCACCGCUUCCGUCGUCGAGCCUAGGACUUCGCCAGUCCUACAAGCACCCUCGGAUAUGGCCGAUCAAGUGCGAUUCUACGAUGAGAUAUAUUACGACGCUUUGGACGAGGAUGGAAGGAUACUGGAAGGCAAAGGGCUAGAAAGGGGAGGAGCGACGCAUAUAUCCGGGCGUAACACAAUGGAUGCCAAAGGGCGGAACGGUGAGUUCAAUCUGGAUCAAGCAUCAAGCCUCUCUGCGCUUAAGUUUGGGCGUGGCGCUCACUGGUGAUCUUCUGAUUGGUGGAAGGUGCUUCAUUCCACUGGAGAGGGUUUUGGUGGCUCAAGCCUUUCACAAGCAGAUGGCAAGUGCUGGGGUUCAGUCGAAAUUUCGUAGGAGUCGAAGCUCCGUCGAACGAGCCGGAAUGGAUCAUUGUGCGUGUGUGGCAUCAGUGCGGUAUCUGAUGCGUGUCCAGCCCAGCCUUCGCUGAUGUUGCCUCCAUCUCUGGUACGACGGCGUUCUGUUCGCCAGACCUACUUCAGCGCGACCCUCUUCACUCCUGCCGGAGUGGAUGUGUGAGCGCUCGCAGAUGCUGAACCCUGGUAAUGGGAAUGACGCGAGGCUGACCCAGAACGGCAAUCUCACCUUUGCUGCACGUUUGCUGUCUAGAUAUGCUCGAGAGGCAAGUUCGCUGAGCGACGAGACCUUGGACGACAUCAUUCAAGCCAUGAGGCAGGGAGGGCUUGUCGCACCUCAUCAAGAACCAUGGGAAGAGAAUCUAUCCGAAGCAUCGGCAGAGGACCGAGCUGUGCUUCGGCGGCUGGCUGGUCAGGUCUUCAGGAUACCCCACACAAGGCCUACGCGGCCUCCUUUGUGA
Molecule: messenger RNA, 1183 nt
Organism: Ceraceosorus bombacis
Lineage: Eukaryota; Fungi; Basidiomycota; Exobasidiomycetes; Ceraceosorales; Ceraceosoraceae
Source: the annotation of a GenBank genome assembly